CCCGUCAUGUUUCCAGAGGGACACAUUUGCAGGGUGGCGCAUCACAUCUGGAGGAGAGAGCUAUAUGCAGCAUCAGUCGAUCCCAGCAUCGCGUAUUAGUAGUUUAUCUCUUAAAAUUUCACCUGACAGUUUUUCUGAUGUGCGAUUCUCAGUUCCGCUCGGGAUUUUAAGGUCUCUUGACAACAACGGAAGUAGGAAGUGUUGCACCCACAUGGGCAGCGUUCUGGCUUUGUCUUCCGGUCCGGGCCAUCAGAACUGGCCUUUCUCCGUGGACCCCCCUCUAUUUCGUUGGAACGCUCAUCCUGCUUACUGGGACAGUCCUCCACGCUGGGAGAGAAGAGAUGGCCGCCUACCCAACCCGGGCAGCUUUCACUCUCUCCACAGGAGCUGCAAAGAUGUUUUUCCUCAACAGAUUGAGGGAGUCAAGAUGAUCCUCAAUAAAACGCUGAGCAGCUUCUUCAAGGUCAGUCAUGCUCUCCACCUCAGUGCUGUCAGUCCUUCGUACUAUCGAUUCCACGUGGAGCAUCUGCAGUCUGAUGAUUACAGCAAGGACAAGGAUGCCCCAGCAUUGAUCGGUGAGAUGGACUCUUCAGGCAGUCUGAACGCUCACGCUCUGCUGCAUCUCACUGAGCGUGUACGAGCCAGAACAGUGUUCCAGACCCAGCAGUCCCAGUUUGUAACGUGGCAGUUUGAAACUGAGUACAGAGGGAACGACUUCACCACUGCUGUGACAGUAGCCAACCCAGACGUCCUUAGAGAGUCAGUUAUCCUCGUCGCACACUUCCUGCAGAGUGUGUCUUCUGGGCUUGUGUUAGGAGGGGAGCUAGUCUACCAUCGGGGCCGAGCAGAGGAAGGAGGAAUUCUUACUUUGGCUGGACAGUACUCAAGACCAAACUGGGUGGUGACGUUGAAUGCUGGGAAAGGAGGUGCCCAUGCUAGCUACUAUCACAGAGCCAACAAACAGAUCCAAGUUGGGGUGGAGUUUGAAGCCAGCACCAGGACACAGGAGACCACAACCUCAUUUGGGUACCAGAUGGAACUCCCAGAGGCCAACAUGGUCUUUCGAGGUAUGAUAAACAGUCGGUGCAUAAUAGGAGGCGUGUUGGAGAAGCGUCUGACCCCGCUCCCUGCCACCCUGAUCAUGGGUGCCUUCGUAAAUCACAGAGGUGACAAGCUGCAAGUGGGCCUAGGCAUCAACGUGGGAUAAUUCUCCAAUUACCCCAGCUGGAAUCACUACCUGCUGUCAGGACACCCAUCCAGAGACCUAUUUCAGAGGCUUCAUGAUGACCUGAUCUUCCAAGGUUUAUCAGCGUCACUAAAAUGCUUACUACAAACACCUGAGUACCGUGGAUUGUGUCGGGGUUGGAGCCCAAAAUGUUUCCUUAAAUCGAUGCAUCUCAUCUUGCAACCUACCUCUCAAAACUGAGGUGAUGUUUUCUGAUUAGGUGACAAUAAGAUUAAACAGGAAAAAUGGAUGAACAUUGUGAGAGGCUCAACUGUGACUGGAGAUGUGUUACUGUCCCCUGGAAAUCAGACUGCACAUCACCUUCUGGACAAUGGAAACAGAAAGGAUAAGAGGCAUACUGUACUGAAAAUAAAUAAAAGUUUUAUACUGUAGGUAGUCAUAAAGAAACUUAAUGUAUAUUGUAUAUUGAAAGAUAGUAGUGUUUGUCAUGUUACAGCCCAUUAACUAUAAUUCUUGUAUACCUGACCUUUCUGUCGACCAUUUUCUUAAGCACACCAUCGUCUGUAAAACUCUUACAUGAUUUUUCUAAUCUUCCUGGCAGCCAUUGGUUUACAUUCAUGCAGUAUCAUUUGAAACUCAACUUGUAGAAACAGGAAACCUGCUUGGGACAGGUAAUACAAAUGACCAAAUUAUUCUUUUCUCAAUGUCCAUAUUGGUUUAUUGUUUUUCUUGUGCGUUUUAUUCAGCAUAGCUCACCAAUGCAUCUGUCUCCCAAAUCUUGAAUGUGGGGGCUUCUGAUUGCUUGAAUGCACCAACAUGGAUGAGGUUUGGAAAUAUGGCUGCCCUCAGCAUUACCUCAUGAUACUAACAGAGAAAAAACACUUAAAUUGUCACUUAUCUCAGGCCAGUCUCUGUGAGCUGAUUUUCACACAAACUAAUGCCUAAAGGAUCAAUCUAAAAAGUGGUCGGCAGAAAUGUAAAACGAGUGAAAUCAUGCUAAAACGCCAAUAUUAUUUUUAAAAUAUUGUGUGUGUGAGUAAGUGAUUAUGAGUUUGAUUGUGUGCACUUUUUUUUGCAAGCAUAUAAAAAGUGUGUGAGAUACCACACAGCCUGUUGACUCUAAGAGAAAAGAUGCUGCUCCAUAUAUACUAACCUCCAGCUGAGGGAUAUGAGAGCAGCUAUGCACUGACACUACUGAGCCAGGACUGUACUGUAUGUAUAUAGAUAGAAACACUGACCUGUAUGCAACCUGCACUACUCACGCUGCUUCUGGGUAUUUCCAGUCCUGUUUAACAUAACAAAUGUUGCUUAUGUAGUAUUUAUACAUUGUGUAAUAUAAGCAUAGAGAGAAGUGGAAGGGAGUGACUGUCUUUUUGGACUUAAUUUAUUAAAGAUGUUAUUUCUAUCAUA
Messenger RNA from Siniperca chuatsi (mandarin fish), 2596 nucleotides. RefSeq lists its product as uncharacterized. The record is from RefSeq and is a predicted model, not a curated record. Lineage: Eukaryota; Metazoa; Chordata; Actinopteri; Centrarchiformes; Sinipercidae. Gene Ontology annotation, molecular function: transmembrane protein transporter activity. The coding region runs from base 65 to 1207 and encodes 380 amino acids. Gene Ontology annotation, cellular component: mitochondrial outer membrane; mitochondrial outer membrane translocase complex. The transcript is spliced from 10 exons. Gene Ontology annotation, biological process: protein import into mitochondrial matrix.